GUGUUUUGUCCCUCGCGAGAUGCCGUACUCUGGAAUCCGGAAGCAGAGUUGCUGUCAUCUAAACAAACAACAUGGGCUGAUUUUGAAAGAUGUCAUCAAGAGGCUAGACUUGUUCUCUAGCCUUGCACACCCGUGCAUGUCUAGAGAAGGUGACUGUUAGGAAUUGACAGAUUUUUAAGUUACGUUUUCUUUUUAAUUAGCCAACAUGGCUCGUGACGAAGACGAAGAGGAGCUGACGGUCGAUGCACCCAAGGAGGUGGACAUGUUUACAUCGGUGCGUUGCCUGGGUUACCUUUCCAGCUUCACUCUCCUGGUGGCGGUGUGCGUUGGCAUGUACGUCCGCUGGGAGGUGACAGAAGAAGCGAUGAUCAUGGUCAUCUUCAUCCUGGGCCUCGUCGUCCUGGGGAUAGCCAGCAUCCUCCAUUACUACUUUGCCAUGGAGAAAGCCAGUCUCAGCUUGUUCCAUUUGUGGUGUGGCUUUUUGCUCGGCCUUCUGUGUUUCUUCAACAGCACCGCCUUGGAUUCAAAUGUCAAGGAACUGGUCACCAACUAUCUCCUUUUAGCCAGUGUAACCAUGAAGACGAUAUGGGCUUUAACUGAGAGGAUAUGCAGCUCUAUCCGGUACAAGCCCACCUUGCUAACAUCAAGUGAGUUCCUGGAGCUCCUGGGAUUUGGCAUUGCAAGCACUGCUAUGCUUCUACACAAGUCAGUGGCAAUAAUAGGCAUGGUGGUGGCCCUGGGGGCUCUCAUAGUGGACCUAAGGAUGAAAUCUCUCCUGGCUUUGCCUAACCUGGUCAGUUUUGCCUUGAUUACGUCUCUGGUAUUUUUCAAAGCUUUAGGCAUCACUGCCAACCCUUACGCUCUAGGCUGCUACCUGGGCAGGCAGCUGUGUGAGCCCGUGCUGGAUGUGUACUUCAGCGGGCUGGGGCCCAGUGACCGCUGGAGACCGGUGCUCUCCCUGGGGAGGAUCUGGAGGAGGCUGUCCCUGCUGCCUCUCAGUGUGACUGAGCUGGCCUUCUUCGUCCUGGCUGCCCUAAAGCCAACCGUACUCUAUGUAGCUGUUUUCCUGAAUGUAACUCUGAUUCUGUUUUUCGCCUUUUUGCAGCAUUCCAACUGCCUGUUCCUCAGCGCUCUGCUGGUGGUGCUUCCUCUGGAGUCUCUGACCCACGGCUUGUUCCACGAGCUGGGCAGCUGCCUCGGGGGAACCUGUGUUGGCUACGCUCUGGUCAUACCGACUGCCUACUGCAGCGCUGAUGGGCAGCCCACCCUCCUGCCCCCUGAGCAGGUGCAGCAGCUCAACAUGCGCUCCACGGGGAUGCUGAACAACGUGCAGCGCCUCUUCUCCCACCACAUGAUCCAGACGUUCGGUUGUGACUACUCCACCAGCGGGGUCACGCUGGAGGCCGUGCUGACCAAGCUGCGCAGCUUCCUGGAUCUCCGGACGGAAGACGGACCCCGCCAUGACACCUAUCUGAUUUUCUACAGUGGGCACACGCACAAAGGCACUGGGUCUUGGGCUCUGGCUGGAGUUGAGAGCUUCCACCUGGGCCAGCUGCUGGAGUUGUGGAAGGAGAAGAACGCCGGCCACUGCUCCCGCCUCAUCAUCGUCUUGGACACUGAGAACUCCCUCCCCUGGGUGAAGGAGGUACGCAGGAUGGAGGGCGUCUACGUGGCCGCACAAGGUGCCGAGCUGUCCGUCACCAGGGUGGACCCCGAGGGUGGAGACAUCCCCCUCCUGGGAGACUUCACCUCCGAGUGGGUGGAGUUCAACUGCAACCCAGAAAGCGACACCCAGUGGUCGGACAAGGGGAGGAGCGUGAUGGCGGCGUACGGCGUGUCCAAACGCUGGAGCGACUACACGCUUCACCUUCCCACAGGAAGUGACGUGGCCAAGCAUUGGAAGACGCACUUUCCCAAGGUUACAUAUCCCAUGGUGCACCUCUCCAACUGGUGCUGUGGCCUCAACCUGUUCUGGUUGUGUAGCGUGUGUCUGCGCUGCUUCAGGAGGUGUAAACUAGCCUGGUUCCCUCCAGCUGUUCUGGACACUGGGCAGGGCAUCAAACUGGUGCACUCUUAAUAAUGAAGGAAAGUGACAUUUACAUUUUGAAAGCUGGGUACGAGGUGUAUAUAAACAAAAUAAUCUCCUUUUAUAGUAUAUAACAGGAGAUAGUAUAUAUUAUGUAUCAUGCUUAAUUGCUGUAAUGUAAUUUUUUUUGGUAAGAUAUGUCACAAUUACAGUGGAUAAAAUCAAGUUAAGCACGUUACUAUGGUUUCUUAAUAUAUUGUAUUUGGUAAAAGACCAAAUUGGGUGUUUUUGUUAAAGGUUUACAUUUUUUGGACUAUGUGAUAUCAUGCUUUUGAAAAAAAAAUCUGCCAUUAAUGCCUUACUAUUGCUUUGGAAAAGUUACUGGUUGCCUUUUUUUGUAUUUAGUGCCUUGAAAACGCACAGGAGAUGGAUUGGGAUCAUUGCUAAUGCCAAAAUGUAAUGUUUAAAUAUAUGUAUAUAUUCCUUCACCUUUUUAUAUAUGGAACUCACAAUCUUAACUUAAACUGUGUGAGCAGGGAGGGAGGGUCUCGGUGUCUUAAAGCCUUUCAGCUGGAUAGAUCAAAAACUGUGCGGCUGAACUCUGGUUACGGCAACAUCGAACCACAAGGCCAACCUGCCAAUCUUCACUUUCACACAGGAUACACAAUUAGCACCAUCCUCCAGAUACUUGUAUUAAAGUGGCUGCUAGUUUAAUUUUCAAGCCAUUGUGCAAGCUGCUUUCAAAUAUUCCAGAAAUGCAUUUAUUCCUGAAUUGCAAAGCGACAGAUGCAUCGGCUAUGAGACUGUAAAUAAUACCUAGAGACACUGACCGUGUAUGGGGUGUUGUCCGAUUUAUUUAAACAAAUGUCUUCAAGUUUCUUGCUGUACAAACACGCACUACUAACUUUUCUAUUGUCCUUUCUACGCUGUGAAAAACCUUAAACUCUUGCUGCCUUAAAGUUUGUGUUUCUCUGAGGUCAAGUUGCCUUUCCCACACGUUACUUCCCCUUGUGCCUCAAUUGAGUUAUACCUGACAAUGUCAAAAUAAAAAUGGGAAAAUAAACGGAGUAAACUUUGC
This is a messenger RNA of Notothenia coriiceps (black rockcod), 3104 nucleotides long. Its product is annotated as transmembrane protein 168-A-like. The record is from RefSeq and is a predicted model, not a curated record. The transcript has 6 exons. NCBI's taxonomy places the organism in Eukaryota, Metazoa, Chordata, Actinopteri, Perciformes, Nototheniidae. Bases 206 to 2077 code for a protein of 623 amino acids.